AUGUCUCAAACACAAAGAAGAAAGGUAGCUGUGGUCACCGGUGCGUCCUCCGGUAUUGGUUACGAGGUCACCAAAGAGCUAGCACGUAAAGGGUUCAAAGUUUUUGCCUGUGCUAGAAGAACUGCACCAAUCGAGCCUCUGGUUAACUCUUUUGGUAAGGAGUUGAUUGUUCCUCACCAUCUGGAUAUCUCAGAACUCGAUGAAGUCCUAAAAUUCAAGGAGUUCCUAGCCAGUGAGCUGCCUGAGCAGAAAUUGGACAUCUUAUACAACAAUGCAGGCCAAAGUUGUACAUUUCCAGCUCUGGAUGUCUCUAAUGAUGUUAUGGAACAAUGUUUCAAAGUGAACGUCUUUGGCCACAUCAAUAUGACCCGUGAAUUGGCCCAGUACUUGAUCAAUGCUAAAGGUACUGUGAUCUUUACGGGUUCCAUCGCAGGGUUCUCUACAUUACCCUUUGGAAGUAUCUACGCUGCUACCAAGGCUGCUAUCCAUGAGUAUGCCCGUACUUUACACUUGGAAUUGAAACCAUUCGGUGUGAGAGUUAUCAAUGCUAUCACUGGAGGGGUGCUAACUGACAUAGCUGACAAGAGAGACCUUCCAGAAGGGUCCAUAUACAAGUUCCCUCAAGGCAUUGAUGCCUUCCGCACCAGACAAACUAUGGCAAAGGACAAUCACCCAAUGCCAGCCGAUGUAUACGCUAAGAAAGUUGUCGAAGACUUAUUGAGCUCGAGAGACCCCGUUGACAUCUACAGAGGUAGAUUUGCUACUAUCAUGAGCUUUGUCCACAUUUUGGUCCCUUAUUGGCUCUUGGAAUGGGGACUUGCAAGAAAAUUCAAGCUGGAUAAAGUGGCUGUAGCCAUCCAAGAGAAAUAUAACAAAACUGAGUAA
Messenger RNA from Nakaseomyces glabratus, 885 nucleotides. RefSeq names its product acylglycerone-phosphate reductase (gene AYR1). Gene Ontology annotation, molecular function: acylglycerone-phosphate reductase (NADP+) activity; triacylglycerol lipase activity. Lineage: Eukaryota; Fungi; Ascomycota; Saccharomycetes; Saccharomycetales; Saccharomycetaceae. The record is from RefSeq and is a predicted model, not a curated record. Gene Ontology annotation, biological process: phosphatidic acid biosynthetic process; triglyceride catabolic process. Gene Ontology annotation, cellular component: lipid droplet; endoplasmic reticulum.